Molecule: messenger RNA, 558 nt
Organism: Lichtheimia ornata
Lineage: Eukaryota; Fungi; Mucoromycota; Mucoromycetes; Mucorales; Lichtheimiaceae
Exons: 1
Coding region: 1-558 (185 amino acids)
Source: RefSeq, a predicted model, not a curated record
AUGAGCGAACCUAGCAACAACGAUACUCAACAACUCGACGAGGUUUCACUCUUGUCCGACACCUCCAUUGCUAUCAUUUGCGUCUGUGUCGCGAUCGGUAUUGGUUUAAUUAUCGGCACAAUAUUCCUCAUACGACGACGACGAGAACGUAACAACCAUGGCUUUGUCACGUUUGAUGAUGAAAGCAAGCCUGUAGAGCCAUUGCCACCACCUGAAACACACGACCUUGUGUUUUCAUCCAUUCUCGCACAUACACCACGACCUCCACCGGGUGUGUCAAGCAACAAUUCAUCCCGUAUCGAUGGCAACAAUAGCAUCAGCAACAUGAGAGAUAGCAUGUUGUUGCAGGAUGGAUAUUCUUAUUCAAAAUUGUAUCUCAACAACAACAGCAGGAAUAAUAAUCAACAACAUGAUCAGGAAGUUGAUGACCCAAAGCUAUUGUUGUCGCUGGCACGACAACGCGAGAGUUGGGCUGGGUAUUAUUCUCGUCCGAAUACGCCACAACCAACCGCAGGCGGUGACAGAAUGUCUUCGGGUUCCUCUUACCAAGUUUGGUGA